AUGCUGCAGAGUCAAGCUCCGCACGUCUUUUCGCAUCAGCACCAAUAUCCCCAGGCCGACUCCUCAUGGGCCCAACAGCAUCAGCAACACCAGCAACACCAGCAACACCAGCAGCAGCAGCACCAGUCUCAUUUUCAAUCGCAACAGCCACAGCAGCACCCGUCUCUCGCCGCGCAGCAACAUGCCCAGGCCCAGGCCGCUGCCGCUGCCGCUGCUGCCCAACACCAACAGCAGCAGCAGCAGCAGCACUAUAGCCGUAUCGGUAUGACCGGCGGUGUUAAUAGCAGUUCACAGACUCCUGGCGGUCAGGAAAACGGCAACGGAAUCGCAGGAAACAUUGAUAGCGGCGUGAGCGAGGAAAACAGGAAGGUUCUUGUCUGGGUUGCCGAGCUGCUGGACCCCAACCGGCGAGAGUCGGCGCUCAUGGAACUGAGUAAAAAGCGAGAACAGGUGCCAGAACUCGCACUUAUUAUCUGGCAUUCAUUUGGAGUCAUGACAUCUCUUCUGCAAGAGAUUAUCUCUGUUUACCCACUACUGAACCCGUCUCAACUGACUGCUGCUGCUUCGAAUCGAGUAUGCAAUGCCCUAGCCCUGCUGCAAUGUGUGGCAUCCCAUAAUGAGACCCGAACCCUAUUCCUAAAUGCUCACAUACCGCUAUUCCUCUACCCCUUUUUAAACACAACCUCCAAGUCUCGUCCGUUUGAAUACCUCCGUCUCACCUCACUCGGCGUUAUCGGCGCUUUGGUCAAAAAUGACUCGUCUGAUGUCAUCAACUUCCUUCUUACUACCGAAAUCAUCCCUUUAUGUCUUCGAAUAAUGGAGACUGGGUCGGAGCUCAGCAAGACCGUGGCCAUAUUCAUCGUUCAAAAGAUUCUACUUGAUGACAUUGGCCUAGCUUAUAUUUGUGCGACAUAUGAACGAUUCUAUGCUGUUGGGACAGUCCUCAGCAACAUGGUCACCCAGCUUGUGGAGCAGCAAACUGUUCGGCUACUUAAGCAUGUAGUCCGCUGCUUCUUGCGACUCAGCGACAAUAACCGUGCCCGUGAAGCACUUCGUCAAUGCUUACCAGAGCCCCUUCGCGAUGCCACUUUCUCGUCCGUCCUUCGCGAUGAUGCUGCUACUAAACGGUGCCUUGCGCAGCUCCUCAUAAACCUGUCUGACAACGUCGUCGAUGGCUCCAAUGCUGGUCCCGGAAUGUGA
Trichophyton rubrum CBS 118892 is the source of this 1200-nucleotide messenger RNA. Its product is annotated as cell differentiation protein rcd1. The record is from RefSeq and is a predicted model, not a curated record. Lineage: Eukaryota; Fungi; Ascomycota; Eurotiomycetes; Onygenales; Arthrodermataceae. Gene Ontology annotation, biological process: negative regulation of translation; mRNA catabolic process. The transcript is spliced from 4 exons. Bases 1 to 1200 code for a protein of 399 amino acids. Gene Ontology annotation, cellular component: CCR4-NOT complex; CCR4-NOT core complex; P-body.